GAGAGAGAGCUAUUAAUUUCAUUGUUGUAAAUGCAAUUAUUUAAUGAACUUGAUAAGUGUCGAAAGAGAAAAAAUGUUAAGGCCAGAGUCGCACGAUAGUGCUAAAAAAGCUGUGGAAACACAGGUGAUCGCCGCGAUGCAGAAGCAAGGAUACACUUUAAACGCCGUCAACAGUUGCGACGAGAAUCUGCUGCACGUAAGCGCGGCGAACGGCUGCCUCGGGAUCGUGAGGGAGAUUUUGGACAAGAAGGAGAACCUCCGUGUCGUGGACAGGAAGAACAAAUUUGGCUGGACCCCGCUGAUGCAAGCAAUUCGCAAUGGAAAUAUCGAUACUGUGAAAUUGCUCUUGGAGAGAAAUGCCGAUGUUAAUCAAAUGACUUACCUCGGCAUGUCGGCCCUCGGAUUAGCCGCUGCGAUCAGUAAGGAAAUGUUCGAGACGGUGUACAACGCCUGCCCGGAAGCAUUGGCGAACACGGCUAACGAUGACAUUACUCCACUAUGCGUGGCUGCCAUGAAGAACGACAAGGAGCUGUUUCUGAGAUUGCUGAAAUCAGGCGUGUUCUCGACCACCAAUGGUUACACUCGCAUUAUGAUGAAAUGUUCCACGGUACCGGAAAUAGCUGCUUUGGUGAACGAAGACCUGGUCGUGGAUGAUUAUUGGAAUGAUACGUCGGAUAACAUUGAAGUGAUAAGCGAACAGGACGUCGACAGUACGGUGAAAGAUCGUUCAAACGAUGACGAGAAUAAAGGAGAAAAGCUCAAGCUGCACUUGUUGCCCGUGAUUAUGGAAUCCGACAAGCAAAGCAGAAUAUCACCGAACUUAACGUACGAUGUGUUCACGUUCCCGAAAGCUGCCGGAAAGGACAGUCUUACAGAGAAAUCGAACGUUCCUUCUCUAGAUAAAGAUGCGAACGAAAAAACGACGGAAAACGAUUUAGAACAGCAUUCAGCAGCGGGCGAGGAUCAGUCUAAAUCAUCUCCGGUUGCACGUCAAAAAAGUAAUUUCAGAUUUCAGUCGGUACGACCUGCGGAUCUCGACAUGAAGAAUAUCUCGUGUAAUUUUAACGUCACUCUCGGGUUCUCGCCCGAAUUCAGCCCUGUCAAAUCGCCUCACGUGCCCGAGGAUGUUAACGAGGAGAACGUGUUUGGAGAAAAUACCCCGACGCCGCCGCGCUGCAAAACGCCACCGAAAGGGAUGCUUCUGAACUGGCCGCAGACGAAAAUGAUUAUGGUACUGAAACGCUUCGGAUUGAGCCAACACAUCUCUGUAUUUCUCGAACAGGAAGUGGACUUUGACCUAUUUUUAACACUUACGGAUAAAGAUUUGAUUGAGAUCGGUAUUGAGCAUGAGAGAGACAGACGUGAUUUGCUGGAGGCAAUAAAGGAAUGCAUAAACCUUGGUUUGCUGGCCACGCUAUCCGCGUCGUGUGAUACUGUUAAAAUACUACCAGCAGAUUUAAGCAAUUUAUCGAAGUUGCUCGUGGAACACGGACCGGUUCGAAAAUCGAAAUCGUCGAUCUCAGUCUUGCACGUAAGAGAAUCUUUAAACCCCGGUAGCGACAAUCGCGAUCGUUUUGUGGGAAUGUCGUACGUUUCAAGCAUCUCAGACAAAGUAGUCGUCAUACUACUGGAUUUUCUAGUAGUUCGUGUGCCGUAUCCCGAAUCGUAAGCUAAAUAUCUAUCAACCCUUGGUAACGCCGGUGCACAAACUAAGGCAGCUGCUUGAUACGUAUUCUGCGAAAUCAGUUAACGCUAUUAAAUCUCCUACAAAUUUGUAAAUUCUGGAUACCGGAUCCAUCGGUGGCGAAAGUAUUUCUACAGGUCCCGAG
Molecule: messenger RNA, 1829 nt
Organism: Wasmannia auropunctata (little fire ant)
Lineage: Eukaryota; Metazoa; Arthropoda; Insecta; Hymenoptera; Formicidae
Product: ankyrin repeat and SAM domain-containing protein 3-like
Exons: 8
Coding region: 44-1669 (541 amino acids)
Biological process (GO): RNA processing
Molecular function (GO): RNA nuclease activity; RNA binding; protein binding
Source: RefSeq, a predicted model, not a curated record